GCAAUAGAAGAACAACUCAGAGGUAGCAGAGAUCCAGUGCACUUGUCUGAAUAGGAUGAAGAAAUCUGAAGCAGACUAGACUCGUCUGUCGGUGCUUAACUGUACCCCUGUGAAGCAUUUACUGGAGCGGCUCCUACAGUUUAUUUUCAUACUGUGUUGGUUGACAUGGGAGACUUUCCUUCUUCAUUUCUUCAGAAAUGAGCGUUCUUUUUUGAAGGCCUUUGGCAUUAGCUCUGCACUUGGCACUCCAGGGUUGGGCUGCUCCGAAGCACCUCGCGUGUGCUCUUAGGUACCAGAUGGACAGUCAUUGCGCUAGCACUGGCAGAUGGCAGCAGCUGCCCCACGGUAACUUGAACAGACGAUUGCUGCGUUGGCCGCUCUGCAGUGAUGGCUCGUGAGCUCUUAUCCUCAGAAAACAUGAGCAACUUGCCUUCUUCUCAUUACUUCCAGUGGUCUUAUUGUUCCUGAGAAAGACAGCAAUGAAACAGUACCAGAAGUUGUAGCUACUUCUGGAUAUGCUCUUCUGCAUUUCUUCAGUGAUGCUGCCUAUAAUUUGACAGGGUUUAACAUCACAUAUAAUUUCAAUAUGUGUCCCAAUAAUUGCUCUGGCCGAGGCGAGUGCAAACUCAGUAACAGCAGCAACGCGCUUGAGUGCGAAUGUGCCAAAUACUGGAAAGGAGAAGCUUGCGAUAUUCCUUACUGCACGGAUGACUGCGGGAUGCCUGAGAGGGGGCAUUGCGACUUUAACGAUACAAAGGCAUGUUUGUGCUCUGCAGACUGGCAAGGUCCUGGCUGUUCAGUUCCUGUUCCUGCAAACCAGUCGUUUUGGACCCGGGAGGAGUACUCUCUUCCAAAACUUCCUAGAGCAUCUCACAAAACCAUAAUCCAUGACAAUAAAAUGUGGAUUGUUGGAGGCUAUGUCUUCAAUCAUUCUGACUCUCAGAAGGUUUUAGCGUAUGAUCUUAUUUCUGAAGAGUGGCUUCCACUGAACAACACCGUGAACUCGGUAGAGAUGAGAUACGGUCAUUCACUGGCGUUACAUGAGGAUGAUAUGUACAUGUAUGGUGGAAAAAUAGACGCGACGGGCAACGUGACCAGUCAGUUGUGGGUGUUCCACAUUCCCAGUCAGUCCUGGGCUCAAGUGACUCCAAAAGCCAAGGAGCAGUACGCUGUUGUUGGCCACUCGGCACACAUCGUCACCCUGGAAGAUGGUAGUGCGGUGAUGCUCGUCAUCUUUGGGCACUGUCCUCUUUACGGGUACAUCAGCAACGUCCAGGAAUACAACCUUGCCACAAAUACCUGGAACAUUUUACAGACAAGCGGAGCUUUGGUGCAAGGCGGGUAUGGUCACAGCAGCGUUUAUGAUCCAAAUACAAGAUCCAUUUAUAUCCAUGGAGGUUACAAAGCGUUCAGUGCCAACAAAUACAGGCUGGCAGAUGACUUGUACAAAUAUGAAGUUGAUAGCCGUAUGUGGACAAUUCUUAAAGACAGCAGGUUUUUUCGCUAUUUGCACACUGCUGUGAUAAUGAGUGGAACCAUGCUGGUGUUUGGAGGAAACACGCACAAUGACACCUCAAUGAGCCAUGGCGCUAAGUGCUUUUCUUCAGAUUUUAUGGCAUAUGAUAUUGCUUGUGAUCAGUGGUCUGUGCUUCCUCGUCCUCAUCUCCAUCAUGACGUGAACAGGUUUGGACAUUCUGCUGUGCUGUACAACAGCACCAUGUACGUAUUCGGAGGCUUCAAUAGCCUCCUCCUGAGCGACAUACUGAAGUAUACGCCGGAGAGAUGUGAAGCUUUUGAGAACGAAACGGCUUGCUUGCGAGUGGGUCCCGGAGUCCGGUGCGUGUGGAAUGCCACCUCUCCCCGGUGUGUCCCCUGGGAGAUGGCAACGAUAGAGCAGCAGCAGAAGGUCUUUGAAGACUGUCCUCCCAAGUCAGUUGUAGACAAUGAAAAAUGUGAUCAGAUUACAGACUGCUAUAGCUGUACAGCAAAUACAAACAACUGCCAAUGGUGCACUGACCAGUGUAUCUCAAUGCAGAACAACUGCACAGAAGACCAGGCUCCUAUUACAGUAUAUGAUAAUUGUCCUAAGGAUAACCCUGCGUAUUAUUGCAACAAAAAGACAAGUUGUAAAAGCUGUGCCAUGGAUCAAAACUGUCAGUGGGAACCUAGGAAUCAGGAGUGCAUUGCUUUACCGGAAAAUAUCUGUGGAACAAACUGGCAUUUGGUUGGCAACUCAUGCUUGAAAAUCACUAACACAAAGGAGAACUAUGAUCACGCCAAACUGUCCUGCAGAUCCAACGGUGCUUUUCUGGCUUCUCUUACAACCCCCAAAAAGGUAGAAUUUGUUCUAAAGGAACUGCAGAAGAUGCAGUCUUCGCCCAAAACUGUGACCCCGUGGGUUGGGCUGAGAAAAAUCAACGUCUCGUAUUGGUGCUGGGAAGACAUGUCGCCCUUCCCAAACACCCUGCUCCAGUGGCUGCCUGACGAACCGAGCGACGCUGGCUUUUGCGGGUAUUUGGCUGAGCCUUUCCAGCAGGGCCUGAAGGCGGCGACGUGCAUCAACGAAGUUAACGGCAGCGUCUGUGAGAGGCCAGCGAACCACAGCGCCAAGCAGUGCCGCACGCCCUGCGCCCUGCGGACGCUGUGCGGCGAGUGCACCAGCGGCAGCUCCGAGUGCAUGUGGUGCAGCAACAUGAAGCAGUGCGUGGACUCCAACGCCUACGUGGCCUCCUUCCCCUACGGGCAGUGCAUGGAGUGGUACACCAUGAGCAGCUGUCCGCCUGAAAACUGUUCAGGCUACUGCACGUGUGGUCACUGUUUGGAACAGCCUGGCUGUGGAUGGUGUACGGAUCCGAGCAACACUGGAAAGGGGAAAUGUAUAGAGGGCUCCUACAGAGGUCCGGUAAAGAUGCCAACCCCGUCCGCAACAGGGAAACACAGCUUGGAACCUGUCCUAAAUGUCAGCCUGUGUCCCGUGGAGACUAAAUAUAAUUGGUCCUUUAUUCAGUGUCCAGCCUGUCAGUGCAAUGGGCACAGUAAGUGUGUAAAUGAAAGCAUCUGUGAAAAGUGUGAAAAUCUAACAACUGGCAAGCACUGUGAAACUUGUAUUUCUGGCUACUAUGGUGAUCCUACUAACGGAGGAACGUGUCAGCCUUGCACGUGCAACGGCCAUGCCUCCGUCUGCAACACAAAUACGGGGAAAUGUUUCUGCACUACCAAGGGAAUAAAAGGAGACGAGUGUCAACUGUGUGAAGUUGAAAAUAGAUAUCAGGGAAAUCCACUUAAAGGAACGUGUUACUAUACUCUUCUCAUUGACUAUCAGUUCACCUUCAGCCUUUCUCAAGAGGAUGAUCGCUAUUACACAGCCAUCAACUUUGUAGCGACACCUGAAGAGCAAAACAGAGACCUUGACAUGUUUAUCAAUGCUUCUAAAAACUUCAACCUCAACAUUACGUGGUCAACAAGUUUUGCAGCGGGCACACAGGCUGGGGAGGAAAUUCCAGUUGUUUCAAGAACCAACAUAAAAGAAUACAAGGACAGCUUCUCCAAUGAGAAAUUUGAUUUCCGCAACAAUCCAAACAUCACUUUUUUUGUUUAUGUCAGCAAUUUCACCUGGCCUAUAAAAAUACAGAUUGCAUUCUCACAACACAGCAACUUUAUGGACCUGGUACAGUUCUUUGUGACAUUUUUCAGUUGUUUCCUGUCUUUGCUCCUGGUGGCAGCUGUGGUUUGGAAGAUUAAACAAAGUUGCUGGGCAUCACGACGAAGAGAGCAACUGCUGCGUGAGAUGCAACAGAUGGCAAGUCGCCCCUUUGCCUCCAUCAACGUUGCCUUAGAAACAGAUGAGGAGCCGCCUGAUCUCAUUGGAGGAAGCAUAAAGACUGUACCAAAGCCUAUAGCGCUGGAGCCCUGCUUUGGUAACAAAGCAGCUGUCCUCUCCGUAUUUGUUCGGUUGCCCCGGGGACUUGGGGGUAUACCACCACCAGGACAGUCAGGUCUUGCAGUGGCCAGUGCACUGGUGGACAUUUCACAACAGAUGCCAAUUGCCUACAAAGAGAAAUCGGGUGCAAUACGAAAUCGGAAACAGCAGCCCCCUGCACAGCCAGGAACCUGUAUUUGAUGCAUGGACAUCAGAAACUGUAUAAGGUUUUAAACAAAAUGGAAAAGUAACACCUAGGAGGAGGAGGAGGAAGAUUUUCAAGUUGUGUCACAAGAAACUAGAAGCACUCAGAGAAACACAGCUUCCUUGAACCCAACCUUUUCUCUCAUCUACGUGAUAGUUGGCUUUAUUUGACAACAGCUCCACUUAAGUUUUACUGACACAUGGCUUCAGAUUGCUCCUUUGUUUUCUUCCAGUUAAAGUAAAAUAAUUUUAUUGCAGGUCCAGUCACAGCCGAUCACCUCCAUUCAUGGUCAGUGUAAAUAGAACAGUAGUCCAAUAUGAAUGACACUCAGGUUUAUACAUGGAAAGUGCUUUGUAGUUUAUGUAUUUAUCAAACUGUACAAAAAAAAAAAAGAUGCAGUGUUUACAGGUGUCAGCUCUCAACACAUAAACACUACUAUUAAUCUUCAAAGCAUUUUCAUCCUUUGUUUUCAUUUAAUGUACAUGUUUAUUUCCACAUUAUUUAAAUGGGUCUCUCUUCCAGAUACAGUUUUUCUGUAGUCAUUAUGGUCCAGAACAUCAGGCAAGUAGAAGCUAGGAUGCUACAAAGGUUGAUGUCACGUGUUGCUCAGACCAAAUGUAAUACCCGUAGAAGUUGAAUGUUGCUUUUGAAGGACUCGGUGUUUACAUAGUCUUAACCUACUUGGAGUACACCACACACAAGUGCCUAGACUUGAACAGAUCUAGGGAGUGAGGAGACUACUACAGACAUUUCUUUUUUUACGUAAUUAUAUUCAUUUAAAAAAUAUAUGUAUGUAGUCACCCAAGGCAAUCUGUGCUCUUUGUAAUAUAUCACGUGCAGUCAGGGGAAAAUGGCAUUUUCCUGACCGAGAAAUACUCAACCGGGCGGAAAUAUCUGGAGGGAAAGUAGAACUGAGUUUCAGUAUCUCGUAAGAAAGUUCCUGGUUUCACCAGCGCUCUUAAUAGAAGCAGUUUGUGUUCCAGGCCAGAUAUCAUAUAUUUCUUCUGAGUUUCUCCGCCCAUUUGACCUCUUUCGUUCCCCUUGCCUUCAGGCCGUCCUCCUGGGUGAGGACUGAGCUGUGCCAGUGGUCAGAGGUGCUGCUCUUCAGCAAUAAGAUUAACUCCCAUCUCCUUGGCAGGUUGUAAAAAGCAACACUCCGGGUGCCAGAUCAUCUGAAGAUCAAGAAAAAAAUAACUUUAAAAAAAAAAAAAAAGGCAAGCAGAGCAGCUUCACUCUGCCACAGGUUUGAAUUUUACAUGAUGAAUUACGGAUGUUUCCCAUUCAGGUUAGACUACUGUAGGUGUUGAAAGAAGGUGGCUUGUCGAUGAGAGGAAGCGGCUUAGAAACAGCAGAAAAAGGCUCGGCCUCUCGGGGAUAUAUCACAUCCUUUCUGAAGUACUCGGACUAGUUGGAAUUAGAUUUCGAUUCUCCAGGUUGGACUUAACAGCCCAUAAGCCUAUGCAUGCCGAUGCCCAGUAUCGCUGCCGAUUCUAGAAAUGGCGCGGUUAACUAAAAGGCGGUAUGGUCCCAUGCCGUGGCCGUGCGAAGUAGUGAUGUUGAAGCUGGCAGAAAGAUGUUCUGUUAAGGUGCCAAACGAGGCAUGUAAUUGCUGCUUAAUCACAGUAAGUUCGGUUUCAUUCAGGUCACUGAGUCGUUGGUUUCUAAUGAGGACGUCUAGUAUUUAUUAAAUGGAAAAAUAGCAGAUUGAGGGGAGUGAAGGGAAGUGCUGCUGAAUCUUUUUGCCAUAUAGUACCCUUGUCCAGAACGAAACUGGAGUAACUGCAUCGUUGUUUGUGCAUGUUUCGGGGAUCCGUCACGUAUGAGCUACUCGUUCCUUCUGGUUUCGUUUUGUUUCGUUUUUAGUGUUUUGGAGAACCUUUUUGGAGCGUGGCAUUGCCACAGAGCCGUAAAUUGUCGUGCGUGUCUGCACAGCAGUGGUGCGGGGGAGCCUGCUGUUUUAAAGAUCUCGGUGGAUUAUAAUUCUGAUCCAAUGUAUCUUUUAACAAAUACAACACAACUGCAGAAAAAAAAUACUGUGAAAAACGCAUCUAUCUAUCUAUAUAUUUUUAUUGCCUGUCUGUUUCUAAAGCAGAAGCUUAUGUGCCCUCUGGGGAAGGGAAGGUGAGGGAGGGAAAGGGGCGUGAGCUCUCUCAGAACGAAGGUUUUUAGUCAAUUAAAUUUUAGACGACGCACAGAUUACCUCAGACAGAUUCAUCUCCUGAAAAUAUUUUGUAACUUCCUAUGUGUCUAGGGCUAACCUGACUAGACUGUACCAGAGAAAUAAUACUGGACUAAAAUUCCUCCCCUAUUAGUACUCUGCGUAUUUUCACUUCUGCUGCGUAGCCUCAUGUUUGGAGGUGUCAUUUCUUGCUUCUCCAAUGCUUUUGGGGAGGAAAACUGCCAAACUCAAAUUCAGAAAACUCGUGUGCUUAAGUCUCCACAUCCAGGACAGCGCCUAAGCAGGUGCUUAAAGUUUUUUUUGCUUUAGGUUUUCUUGAACAGAAACAGCUUUCUAAAUAAUAGGCCUGUAAGGGUGAUCUCUUUGUGCGUUGACAAAAAUAAAUGUUUGUUCCUCCAGGGAGCUGGAUUGUCUGAUCUCAAAGGCUUACCGCGGAGGGUGCCCAGAACUCGAGCCACAGGAGAGUUAGGCGUCAGAUAUUCAAAAGGCGAGCAGAAGCGAUCAAACUCUGAGGUGUAGCAGAACCAAAAAAUGUAAAUAGGGGAACAAGACUUAUUUAUAUAAAUAAACUAAAACGGCUCCGUUAGGAUGUAGCUCUGCUCUGCAUCUCAUCUCCAUACUGAUGCGGGGAAAAAAGAGAAGUCUCAUACAUAUCUCUGCUGCAAACAGUUUCAUCCCAGCUUCAAGGUAAAAUAUUGACAAAGGUGGGAGAGGAUGGAGGGAAGGAUUGCUGGUGGUUUGUCACCAGGCCAAUAUCAAAAGUGAAGGAUUUGUGGGUUUACUUUGCUGGAGGUGAGGGGGAAAAGAGCAACCGUAUUUCAUGGGAGAAUCUGUAAAUAAAUGGAAAAUAACACACCAAUUUUUGCACUUGUACAUAAACUAUACAGUAGUGUGCAGAACAUUGAAAGAUUUAAAGUGUAUAUAAACCAGAAAAAUAUUGAAUGUAUUUUUGAUGCAUUUUAAAUGAUGUAUGAGUUUUGUCUUAAUAACUUCUUCAUAGGAGGAGUACUAGGUAACUUUCCAGAGCUUUAAAGAAACAUCAAAUUAUAUCCCUGAUAUCUUGCAGUAUAAAGCGGGGAGGCAUAACUUGACUUUUAUGUAUUCAAAUGCGUUUCACUUAAAUGUGUAAGCAAAGUAAAAUAUGGCUCUUCCAUUUGAAAGAAAAAAAAAAAACACUUGCAAAGAGGUAAUAAAUGUACUUAAAGUAGUCAUUACUUGGGGGAUUAAGUCAGGAGUUUAAGCCUCUGUCAUUAAGAUCGAGCCAGUGAUUUCUAUUCAGAAUCAGUUUGCAAGAGUUUAUAACUGGUUGAAAUUCAGCACUCAAGGUCUCAGCCCUCAGAGCUUUUUUUUUUUUUUUCCUUUGAGAGUAGCCUUUUUAAAAAGGGGAAAAAAAAAACCCGUAAAUGUUGCAGCCCUCUUAUUCUAGAAAGCACAGUGCCAUUGCAUCUCCAAAUAGCAUGCAUUUUUGUUCAGCGUUGUCCAUAUUUUUAGCCCAGAAUUUUCUCUGGAUUGCUGUAGCCUGAGUGAUAGCAGACCCCACCGUGAUACGGGUCAGCGUGUUGGAUACGAGAAGAUUUAUGGGAUACAGCUUUGAGUUAUUGCCACUCUCUCUGGGUUUCCAAUGUGCUGUAUGGAAAAUGCCAAAAUAAAGCUUUACGUGAUGGGGUAAUGCCUGUUAUUACCAUAAAGUCAUAGUGUGUAAUGUACCAAAAUGUGGUGGUGUGGCACCAGAAAAGAAUGACAGGCUGCACAAAGCCCCUCUUGGCAGAUGCACACUUCCUUAGAGGUAGUUUUUAUACUAAAUAUUUGCUCGGAAGCAUCACUUUCUCUGCGGUAAACAUUACCAAACUACGUAGGCCACUGGGUUUAUAACGCGCUUUUUUGAAAAUGACUGCUCAGCUUGCUGGCCCUAAAUUAGCCAAAACGAGCCUGCGCCAAAACACGCGCUCGCCCCAGAGGCCGUAAUAAAUAAACCACGGCGGUUUUCCCGCGAAGCGCUGAAAAUCGAGCGAUGCAAAGAUCGGGCUGAUUCGCGGGUCCUUCGCCGGCCCGAAUGUUAGGGCUUGCUUUGCUUUUCUGCCAAAGUUAGGACAGAGUUAGGGACAGAGGCUCAUCUCUGGGGCACGCCGCUCGCCCCGAGCCUGCAAAACCCGCUCCCUGCCAACGGGGAUUUGCCGGCGCUGAGCUACCGAGAGCAAAACCGGACCCUGCGUCCCGGGAGGGACUCUGAAACUGGUCCGCCGAGCUUAAAACUGAGCUGUGGCUGUCUCGUCCUGUCGCUCUCUUUUCUUUUUAUCUUCCUUUGCAAAUACGAUGGGGACGUUCGGGGAGGGCAGGAGGGUUAUGGAGGACUUUGGGGUUUUUUUUUUUUUUUUUUACUCUUUUUUGGAGCCUCCUGAGCUAUAAGCUGCGAGAGCAGGUUUUAGGAAGCAACGUUCAUGUUGGAAACGCCACCUUUGUGUCCGCUCGGAGAUGCACGCAGGAGCUUUCGGGGACGUGGGAGCCAAAGGGAAGGGAGGGAGAGAUGUAGGUUUCCAAUUUUCGGGCAUGCUGUUGGUGAUUUUAGUCAAAUUCAUGCUUUUCUGUUGAUAGAUGCUUCAAUGAGUUAAGUUUCUCACGUGCUAGUAAUACUACAAUAGUAUGUGUAUGCUGUUUUUUUUUUUCCUCUGCUUCUUCAUUGGGACAGAUUUUGUUCAGUUUAUUAUGUCAUUCUAACACUAUACAUGAGCUGUUUUUCAUGCGUCUUCCAGGUACUAUAGUUCUUUAGACAUUUCCUCUACAUUUGUCAUUGACUUCACAAACCUCAACAGAAGAAAGGAGGAAAAAAAAAAAUUAUUCGUGGAGGAGUGUAACAUAUGUUGGUCCAUUUUUUUAAAAAAUAAAAACAACAAAAAAAACAGGUUUUAUAUUACUCUGAAAUUUGUGCACAAUAGAUGUUCUUUACACUAGGAUCCUUGAAUUAAUUGUAUUCUGAAUAUUUUUUUUUUGUUCUGUAAUUAUUUACAAUUCUUAUCUGUGUUCAGACUUGAGCUUAGUUUGUUAAUAUGUAUAAUUUAGCAUUUCUUGCAUUCAUAUGUAAAUACUGAGCAAGUAUUGUAAACUAUUUCAUUGCUGGGGAUUGUGGGUGUUAUACAUACACACAUUUAGACUGCAGUUUUUGGUAUAAUUUUUUGUAUUGUAAAAUAACAGCUAAUUUAAAGCAGGAACGAGAAAAUUAUUGGGAGGUCUGUGCAUUUUAAAUACAAAUGUGAAGUACAUGUAUAUAAAUAAAAAUAAAUAAUGCAAA
Molecule: messenger RNA, 9589 nt
Organism: Struthio camelus australis
Lineage: Eukaryota; Metazoa; Chordata; Aves; Struthioniformes; Struthionidae
Source: RefSeq, a predicted model, not a curated record